GCAGGAAUAGCUUCUGAGAGGGAGUCACGAACUGCUGAGGCACCAAAACACGAAAGAUGUCAUUUGCCAGUGACAAACUGUACAAUGGAUACUUGCGGCGGAAAAUGCCGACAAUUGCUACCAAGGUGAAAGUGAGAGAAAUAUUGGUCCAUCUGCCUUGCUUGACUUCUCAAGACAGGGAAAACAUAGAGGCAAAAAGAGAGAUUUGUGGGAACUUUGACAGCAUAGUGCUUCUUCUGGACUGUCUGAAGAGAAGAGAGAACUGGCCAGAGCAGUUCAUCGAAGCACUUGAGGCCCUUGAGCAAACAACUUUAGCAUCUGAGAUUAGAGAUGAAUACAACAAGCUGAAAGGCACCGAUGAUUCCAACCCCAGCUCCCCUUCAAUGACUGUCGUCAGGGCACAUGUCCAUCCAGCACCAUCUGCCAGUCAUCUGUCAACCCCCGAGAGUGCUGCAAACAAUCCAGCUGCUGUUGUUCUGCCAGCUGAAGCUCCGCCUGCUGAAGAAUCAGCUCCUCCAGAGCCUGCUGCACAGGCCUCACCCGCUCACGAAACCUCUGUGCAGCCACAAGCACCGCAGAGCUCAGCAGACAAAGUUCCUGAGGCUGUUUCUCCACCUGAACCUGCUCCUGAGCCUCCACAGCCAACUCAGAAUGAAGUGGCACCACCUCCAUCAGCACCUCACACUCAGGCCACUGAAACCCCAAAACCUCAGAAGGAGAUUAACUCUCACCCGGAGCCGGAGGAACACUCAGACAUCCAGGAUUACUCUGGUGAUGGCGGCGUGAUCCCUCAGGACUCUGGUCCUGUUGAGCAGUGUGAAACAGAUGCUGCAUCCCGCCCAGAUCCUCUCCAAAAAACAACAACUGACACCACAAAGUUCAGUCCACCCCAGAGUCCCUCUCUAAGUAAGAUAAAUUCAGAUGUAACCGAUGGAUCCUCUUUCCUCACAAAUGACACCACCCCUCCUGUGGACAUAAAACCUGCUGCCGUCCUGCAGCCUGAAGAGACAUCUGAACCUCCUGCUUCAAAGGUUGGUGAAAGCAGCCUGCAGUCAGAAACUGCAGCUAUAACCUCCACCCUGCCGGAUGCUGCUGAGAUGGACGCUUCGCUCUGUGCUGACAGCACUGUGUGUCUGAGCAAGCCGGGCCCUAAUCUCCCUGAACCCAGCUCAACACUGCAGCCCUGCUCUGGUAAUAAUGAGCGUCUGGAAAUAAGUGAAGCUGCACCGGACAACGUGACCUCUGCCCACCUGCCUGCAUGCUCUGCUGUCACCUCCACCACUGUGACUGCAGCGUCUGCACUGCCAUGCCAGGAGAACGGGAUUGCUCUUAACCAUAACGAACCGGAGGAAAACCACUAUGAGUCUCCCAGUCAGGUUCUGGAGGUGCUGGAGAACGUGGUGCAUGUAUCAGAGGAGCCGUCGAUCCUGAACCUAGAUGGCCAGAGCUCAACACCACACAUUCAAAUUGUCAACGGUGGAGCAGCCAAAGAGAUCCCCUCUGGACCACCACUGUCCAACAAUGCCACUGAUACUGUAUCCAGUGUAGAUGCCCUCUCCAGUGACAACCAUCAGCCCUCAGAGCCUGCAGCAGCUGAUAUUUCACCAGAGACACUGCAGGAUUCACAGGAGAAGAAGGGCUCUCGCAACCUGCCAACUAAUACAAAGUACAUUCUGACCGCUGCAGGAGUGGGCGCCUGUGCACUGCUGAUGGCGUGGAGGUUUAAGAAUUAAGGGGAUUUAAUACCUUUUAAAGGAAGAGAAGAUUAGGCUUUAAGGCUUUUGAAAGAGGAUCCUAAGGUUAUGGUGCCUUAUUGUAGUCACUGGACUGGCAUGGCGAGAGGCAGCUGUUUAAUAAUUACCUUUAGUAAUAAUAGCUGACUUGCUAGACCUUUGAUCAUGUCAUUAAUAACAAGUGUGUUGUUAAGCUUUAC
Messenger RNA from Centropristis striata (black sea bass), 1933 nucleotides. RefSeq names its product microtubule-actin cross-linking factor 1, isoforms 6/7-like. Lineage: Eukaryota; Metazoa; Chordata; Actinopteri; Perciformes; Serranidae. The transcript is spliced from 6 exons. The record is from RefSeq and is a predicted model, not a curated record. Bases 57 to 1733 code for a protein of 558 amino acids.